GAGAGGAGUUCCUACGGCUAACAAGACGAACCGAGGAGGAAAAAAAACAAGGAAGUGGCCGGAUGGGGAAUUGCAGUGCAUACUCCCGAGAGCACCAUUAGAGGAUGCUGCUUUCUCCCAGGACGAAUAAGAAUGGCACAUACGAUGUCCGGCUGAGUCCGCAAAACGCUUGUUACUGGCUCCCUGGAAGCAGAAGCGUCAAAAUAUGUGCGCAGGCUUCGCAAGAUAACGCAGAGUAACCCGUCGGACCCUUACAUUUCAAAUAGUUCCCAUUACAUCAUCAUGAACUUGGUGACGUGGGAGAACCUCCACGAGGUGCGGCGGUUGUGCCAUUGGGGGCCGGUCAUCGCCCUGUCCGUCAUCGUUGUGUGCUCCUCCAUGGCCGUGCUGGAUUCCAUCAUCUGGUACUGGCCUCUGGACACGGCCGGCGGCAGCAUCAACUUCAUCAUGCUCCUCAACUGGACCGUCCUUAUCCUUUACAACUACUUCAACGCCAUGUUCGUCGGGCCUGGGUACGUGCCCCUCGGAUGGAAGCCCGAGACUCAAGAAGACACCCAGUACUUGCAGUUUUGCAGUGUUUGCCAAGGCUUCAAGGCGCCGAGGUCCCACCAUUGCCGCAAGUGUAACAGGUGUGUGAUGAAGAUGGACCACCACUGCCCCUGGAUCAACAACUGCUGCGGCCACCAGAACCACGCCUACUUCACCAGCUUCCUGCUGCUGGCCCCGCUGGGCUGCUCGCACGCCGCCAUUAUCUUCGUCACGACCAUGUACACGCAGCUCUACGAGAGGAUCUCAUUCGGCUGGAGCACGGUGAAGAUCGACAUGAGCGCCGUGCGCCAGAGCCAGCCCCUCAUGCCCUUCAGCGUCGCCGCCUUCGCCGCCACCCUCUUCGCCUUGGGCCUGGCGCUCGGCACCACCAUCGCCGUCGGCAUGCUCUUCGUCAUACAGCUAAAAGUCAUCAUUCGAAACAAAACCUCAAUCGAGUCUUGGAUCGAGGAAAAGGCCAAAGACAGAAUACAGCACUACCAAACCGGGGAGAAGUUCAUCUUCCCGUAUGACCUCGGCAGCCGCCGCCUCAACUUCAAGGAGGUCUUCACGUGGUCGGGGGCGCCCGAAGGAGACGGCCUCCACUGGCCCGUCCACCCCGAGUGUCACCAGCACACCUUAACGAUCGAGCAACUGAAGCAGAAGGCCGACAAACGAGUGAGAAGUCAGGUGCAGUACCAGGCGGUGGAGGACUACAAUGGCGCCUGCUGCCCCAUGACCAAGGGCAUCCAAACCUUUUUCCGGACCCCUUGCACAGAGGAGCCCAGGAUACCCUUACAGCAGGGGGAUACCAUCCUGGCCACCCGUGGCACCAAGUGGUGGAUGUAUGGAGACAAAGUUUUGAACGAGGAGCAAACAAGAGCGGGGGAGCGCAUCCGCGGAUGGUUUCCGCGGCGAUGCGUGGAGAAGUGCCAUUACGACACCGCGACCGUCGACAACGCCGGCGAUAAGAAAGCCAACUAACACGGUUGUCCAAUCUCGUAAAAUGUAUGCUGAUGUCACGCCGGGUGCUGCAAAGCUCGCUGCAUAAAUAUUCUGGUCAACACACAUUUUGAUACUGACUUGAAUUUGUCCUCAAAAAAAGGCCCGAAAGUCUUACUGAGCAUCAGUCAUCAGUCUUAAUUUCAACAAGGCUUUAAUGUGACUACAUAAGAUGUUUGACUUGAAUUCUGUUGUUUUAUAUGCGUGCCAAUGUUGUGCAUUUUUUGCUAAUUAUGCAAUGCCUCUGCUGCCCCAGCCGGCCAACCCCAGGCCUUCUUCUUGCAACUCUUUCUACUACUGUAGCCCGAUAAAUAGCGCUUGAUUUGUUUCUAUUAUGUUUUGUACAAACAAGCCGUUUGCCACAAAUUAAAAAGAUUCCAAAACAUU
Molecule: messenger RNA, 1914 nt
Organism: Phycodurus eques (leafy seadragon)
Lineage: Eukaryota; Metazoa; Chordata; Actinopteri; Syngnathiformes; Syngnathidae
Gene: zdhhc6
Product: zinc finger DHHC-type palmitoyltransferase 6
Exons: 11
Coding region: 283-1509 (408 amino acids)
Biological process (GO): protein palmitoylation
Cellular component (GO): Golgi apparatus
Molecular function (GO): palmitoyltransferase activity
Source: RefSeq, a predicted model, not a curated record